Messenger RNA from Diuraphis noxia (Russian wheat aphid), 1267 nucleotides. RefSeq names its product eukaryotic translation initiation factor 2 subunit gamma (gene eIF2gamma). Gene Ontology annotation, cellular component: cytosol; eukaryotic translation initiation factor 2 complex. Gene Ontology annotation, molecular function: translation initiation factor activity; tRNA binding; GTP binding. NCBI's taxonomy places the organism in Eukaryota, Metazoa, Arthropoda, Insecta, Hemiptera, Aphididae. The record is from RefSeq and is a predicted model, not a curated record. Gene Ontology annotation, biological process: formation of translation preinitiation complex.
UUAGGAUAUGCCAAUGCAAAAAUAUACAAAUGCAACUAUGAUAAGUGUCCACGACCUGCUUGUUUUGUAUCUGGUGGAUCAGGUCGUGAUGACUCAUUACCUUGUUCUAGACCUGGAUGUCCUGGAAGAUUUGAAUUAGUUAGACAUGUGUCUUUUGUAGACUGCCCUGGUCACGACAUUCUUAUGGCUACUAUGUUGAAUGGAGCUGCAGUUAUGGACGCUGCGUUAUUACUCAUAGCUGGGAAUGAAUCUUGCCCUCAACCACAAACAUCAGAACACUUGGCUGCCAUAGAAAUCAUGAAGUUAAACAAUGUAAUAAUCUUGCAAAACAAGAUUGAUUUGGUGAAAGAAGGUCAAGCCAAAGAACAACAAGAACAGAUACAAAAGUUUGUUCAAGGAACCGUAGCUGAAGGCGCACCUAUUAUACCUAUAUCAGCUCAGCUCAAAUAUAAUAUGGAAGUAUUAUGUGAAUAUAUUUACAAAAAAAUCCCAAUUCCUGAAAGGGACUUCACAUCACCUCCACGCCUAAUUGUUGUUCGAUCAUUUGAUGUUAACAAACCUGGUUGUGAGGUAGAUGAUCUUAAAGGAGGAGUGGCUGGUGGUAGUAUUUUACGUGGCGUUUUAAAAGUUGGYAUGGAAAUUGAAGUUCGGCCUGGCUUAGUAUCUAAAGAUAGUGAAGGUAAAUUAACUUGUCAGCCAAUUUUCUCACGUAUUGUAUCCUUGUACACGGAACAAAACGAGUUGAACUUUGCUGUUCCCGGAGGACUUAUUGGAGUUGGAACAAAAAUUGAACCUACUUUGUGUAGGGCUGAUCGUCUUGUUGGACAAGUAUUAGGAGCAGUUGGAGCGCUACCAGAUAUUUUUAUUGAGUUAGAAGUUUCAUACUAUUUGCUUAAGCGAUUAUUAGGUGUACGUACAGAAGGAGAUAAGAAAGCAGCUAAGGUUCAACGAUUAUCAAAAAACGAGGUAUUGUUAUUAAAUAUUGGAUCUCUGUCCACUGGUGGAAGAGUAUUAGCUACAAAAGCUGAUUUAGCUAAAAUUAGUUUAACUACACCCGUUUGUACAGAAAUUGGAGAAAAGAUUUCACUAAGUCGUCGAGUUGAAAAGCAUUGGAGACUUAUUGGAUGGGGUUUAAUUCGUGGUGGAGAAACAAUACAGCCUUCAAAACCACAAACAGGCUAAAAAUGUGAUCUUUUACUAUAUCACAAUAUGUGUAUUUAUUGCAUCAUUUACUUCAAUAAAGAAGAUAAAAAUAGUACUCAAUUAA